AUGGAGCGCUCGUCGAGUCGCUCCAGCGGUGCGCGGAGAGCGCUGUCGCGGGCGCGGAGCGACACGGCCACCGGUGGCGCCGAGCGAGUCUGCCACCCGACGGAGCCGGCCCGCCCGGCCGCCGCCGGCCGCCCGGCCACAGCCAGCUGCAAGGUGCCGGAGAUCGUGCGCAAGCGCCAGUACCGUGUCGGCCUGAACCUGUUCAACACGAAGCCGGAGCGCGGCAUCGACUACCUGAUCGGGCGCGGCUUCCUGGACGAGGCGCCGCACAGCGUGGCCCGCUUUCUCAUCACCCGCAAGGGGUUGAGCAAGCAGAUGAUCGGCGAGUACCUGGGCGACCUGCAGUCGCCGUUCAGCGCCGCCGUCCUCGAGGCGUUCGCGCAGGAGCUGGACUUCUACAACAUGCAGCUGGACGCGGCGCUGAGGAAGUUCCAGGCCUACUUCCGGCUGCCGGGGGAGGCGCAGAAGAUCGAGCGGCUGAUGGAGGUGUUCGGACAGCGCUACUGCCAGUGCAACCACGAGUUCGUGGCCAGCCUGAAGACGCCCGACACGGUGUUCGUGCUGGCGUUCGCCAUCAUCAUGCUCAACACGGACCUCUUCACGCCCAACAUCAAGCCCGAGCGCAAGAUGAAGCUGGAGGACUUCAUCAAAAAUCUCCGAGGCAUCGACGACGGUGCCGACGUCGACCCGCAGCUGCUGGCCGGCGUGUACGAGCGCGUGCGCGCGCAGGAGUUCCGCGCCGGCGCCGACCACGUGACGCCCGUUCUCAAGGUGCAGCAGACCACCAUAGGCAAGAAGCCGCCUCUUGCUUUGCCACACCGCCGCCUGGUGUGCUACUGUCGCCUGUACGAGGUGCCGGACGUCUCCAAGAGGGAGCGGCCCGGCGUGCACCAGCGCGAGGUGUUCCUCUUCAACGACCUGAUGCUCGUCACCAAGAUCUUCAGCAAGAAGAAGAACGCCAUGACGUACUCGUGCCGGCAGAACCUGCCUCUGGCGGGGCUCUCUGUGUCAGCCUUCGACCUGCCUUAUUACCCGUACGGCAUCCGGCUCUCGCAGCGCGUCGACGGCAAGGUGCUGCUCACGUUCAACGCGCGCAACGAGCACGACCGCACCAAGUUCUGCGAGGACCUGCGAGAGAGCAUCCUCGAGAUGGACGAGAUGGAGGCGCUGCGCAUCGACGCUGGCCUCGGCCGCCAGAAGACCAACGGCGUCCGCAACAGCCGGUCGGCGGAGAACCGCGACUCCGGCGUGGCCGACGUGGAGGAGGUGUCGGACGGCUCGUCCAAGUCGUCGUCCGGCCUGAAGCGGUCGGCGCUCUCCAACUCGCUGCUGGACAUGACGGAGGCCGGCGGCCGGCCGCAGCGGCGCGGCAGCGUCGGCUCGCUCGACUCGGGCAUGUCGGUCAGCUUCCAGUCCAACAGCACGGCCUCGGCGCAGACGGGCAGCCCGCCGACGGCGCCGGCCGGCCAGCACCGUCAGCGGCGCGCGCAGCGGCGCCACUGACGGCCGCCGCCGCCGCCGCCGCGGGCCGCGCCGGACCCGCCCGCCCGGCGGCGCUGGUAGUCCCCGUCCGGCAGGCAGCCGAGCGCAGCUGCGAAGUCAUCGUGCCCGCAUAUCGCCCCCGCCGCGGUCGCGACGCGGGUUCAUCGGCGUGGACGCACCCGCCGCAUCUCCAUCGACGCCCGCCCAUUGUAGUAUCCUGACUCCCCGCACCCAGUUAGCACAUGUAGACCGCGCGCCGCAUCCGGUCGGCUCAUCUGUUUUCGUCUGACCACGGGGUCACCCAGGGCGAGGGCUGGUCGCGCCUCUGCGUCGGCCGAGACCCGACCACGCGGACUCGCCGCCCUGCCUGAUGACCUGACCAAGGGCCGGGCGGGCCCGCCGUUGUGUUGCGUGAGCGUCGUUUGUAUGCAGUCAACUAACCAUUAUCUAGUCGGAGCGCGUGCCUGAUCGUGCGCUAGUCUUCUGAAAGGGAGAAAUAACUAUGUAAAUAGUGGCGAGCCGGAGGCGGCGCGGCUUUGCAUGGCUGCAGACCGUUUGAUAUGUAUUCAGUAUAUGUGAUGUCGUGUGGUGACGAGGCGUGCGCCUUAUUUUGAGACCAAUAUAUGUGGAUUGUAUGGCU
Pollicipes pollicipes is the source of this 2122-nucleotide messenger RNA. Its product is annotated as IQ motif and SEC7 domain-containing protein 1. Gene Ontology annotation, molecular function: guanyl-nucleotide exchange factor activity. The record is from RefSeq and is a predicted model, not a curated record. The coding region runs from base 1 to 1503 and encodes 500 amino acids. Gene Ontology annotation, biological process: regulation of ARF protein signal transduction; actin cytoskeleton organization. NCBI's taxonomy places the organism in Eukaryota, Metazoa, Arthropoda, Thecostraca, Pollicipedomorpha, Pollicipedidae. The transcript is spliced from 9 exons.